UGGUGUCAGUGUGCUAUAUGUCAUUCUACAAAAAUGGCUCGUUUAUUCCUCAUACUUACAGUAAUAAGUGGUGUCAUGGUUUUCAUCGACAAUGUCAGUACAAACGAUGCCGAGUUUGGCCGGAUUAUCACGUUUGACAAUUUCGAUCAUUUCAAAGCAUCGAUGGACAAGAAAUACCACCAUAAUCACAUGGAGAAGCGGGCUCGUACGGCUUAUGACAAAAAUAUGCAGCGAAUAGUAAAGCAUAAUGAGGAGGCGCGAAAAGGGAAAUAUUCGUUUGAAAUACGUGCCAAUAAUAUGGCCGAUAUGACACGUGAGGCAUACCUAAGGCGAUUUAUUCGACUGAAGCAGGACAUUCAUCCGGAAAGUGUGGCUCUGAAUGAAGCUCACGAACGUAUUGAUGCCCAAGACCACGAAGCAUUGCUUGGAUCAGUGCACCAUGAACAUGUUAACGAAGCUUUUAUUCCUGAUGCAUUGGACUGGCGCGAAUUGGGCUUCAAAACAAAACCACUCAAUCAAAGGACCUGUGGUAGCUGCUAUGCAUUUUCGUUAGCGACCAGCAUUGCAGGCCAAGUUUUUCGGCGAACGGGAAAAGUUGUGGAAUUGAGUCCACAGCAAAUUGUCGAUUGCAGCAUAUCAAUGGGUAACAGCGGAUGUACGGGCGGCUCACUUCGAACCACACUGAGGUAUUUACAAUCGUCAAGAGGCCUAAUGCGUGACGUCGACUAUUCGUACGAAUCGGAGCAACAAAAUUGUCAGUACAAACCAUCAUUGGCGGUGGUCAAUGUGACGCGAUGGGCUAUUCUACCGCAUAAAAACGAGGAAGCGAUGAAAAAAGCGAUAGCACUGGUGGGUCCAAUCCCAAUAUCGAUCAAUGCACAUCCAUACUCAUUUCAACUUUAUUCGCACGGAAUUUAUGAGGAUUCUGAAUGCCACGAUAAAUCGGUGAACCAUGCCAUGCUUGCCGUUGGCUACACACCAGACUAUUUUAUCCUUCAAAAUUGGUGGGGCGAUAAAUGGGGCGAGAAUGGUUAUAUGAAAAUCAGACGAGGUGUCAACAUGUGUGGCAUAUCAAAUUACGCUGCAUACGCUUUAGUAUAGCGUUUCGCUUCAAAAAUUCCAAUAUUUUGUUCCAAACGACUCCGAUGAGCAUGAUGGCUAGAAAUAAAAUAAUGAAACAGCGUUUUGUCAUCCAUGAUGUUUUUCACCCAAACGGAGAUUUCGACUGAUAGUUUAGAAUUAGAAAUGAUUUGCUUGAAUUCGAAGUAAAUCAAUUUAAAACAGAAUUCAAUGAGAAAACAAAGUAAAUUUAGUAAAAUCACUAACAAAGAAUUUCAUGUAAAAUUAAACUAAGAGUGUAAUGUAAAGAAAUUAAAUGGAAAAAAA
This is a messenger RNA of Sitodiplosis mosellana (orange wheat blossom midge), 1386 nucleotides long. RefSeq names its product procathepsin L-like. Lineage: Eukaryota; Metazoa; Arthropoda; Insecta; Diptera; Cecidomyiidae. The coding region runs from base 34 to 1101 and encodes 355 amino acids. Gene Ontology annotation, molecular function: cysteine-type endopeptidase activity. The record is from RefSeq and is a predicted model, not a curated record. The transcript is spliced from 4 exons. Gene Ontology annotation, cellular component: lysosome.